Molecule: messenger RNA, 1482 nt
Organism: Lasiosphaeria miniovina
Lineage: Eukaryota; Fungi; Ascomycota; Sordariomycetes; Sordariales; Lasiosphaeriaceae
Product: calcium/proton exchanger
Exons: 3
Coding region: 1-1482 (493 amino acids)
Biological process (GO): intracellular calcium ion homeostasis; calcium ion transmembrane transport
Cellular component (GO): fungal-type vacuole membrane
Molecular function (GO): calcium:proton antiporter activity
Source: RefSeq, a predicted model, not a curated record
AUGUCGGGACAUCAGGGCGGCCACUCCAAUGGCGUCCACGGACCAGCGACCAACAACGUCAGUCCCAGCCAUGGCGCCCACGAAUCGACGUCGCUCCUCCCCACAGCAGUCGGCCGCCUCCCACUGCUGAGCAAUGGGGUUGCCCACGAGGGCGAGAGCGGCCGCAGCGGCUUCCAUCUCCGCCAUUUCCUCCGCGUGCUCUGGAAGUCGUCGUGUACCGUGUCGAUGCUGGUCAACGUGCUCUGGCCCUUUGUGCCGGCGGCUCUGGUGCUGCACUUCGUCGCGCCGACGGCGCACCUCUGGAUCUUCGCCCUCAGCUACAUCGCCAUGGUGCCCGCGGCGAACCUGCUCGGUUUCGCAGGGCGGGAGUUCGCGCGCAAGAUGCCCAAGGUGGCGGGCAUCCUGAUCGAGACGACGUUUGGCUCCAUUGUCGAAAUCAUCCUGUUCAUCGUCUUGAUCGUGAAGCACGAGCCCGAGGGCGAGGACGAGGGCAACGGCGACGAGGGCAACCUGAUCCCCAUCAUCCAGGCGGCGAUCCUGGGCUCGAUACUUACGAACCUGCUCCUGUGUCUCGGGCUGUGCUUCUUCUUUGGAGGCCUCCGGCAGACGACGCAAAAGUUCCACGCCAUCGUCUCCGAGACGAGCAGCGGCCUGCUGCUCGUCGCCGCCUUCGGCCUCCUCAUCCCCAGCGCCUUCUACUCGGCCCUGAAGCCAGAGACGGUGCUGGUCUUCUCGUCGAACACGCUGCAUGCUCUGCACGACAAGCUCACCGAGGCGAAGCUGCGGGCCGACAUCCUCAAGAUCAGCCAGGCGUCGUCUAUCGUGCUCAUGGUCGCCUUCUUCCUGUAUAUCUGGUAUUGUGCCAGUAGCCAGCACAGCAUCUUCGACGAGGUCAUCGAGCAGGACGAGCACGGCGACGCGGACCGCGAGGCGGAUCUGGCCAAGGAGAAGUUCACCAUGACGGAGACCUUUGUCGCUCUGUUCAUCUCGCUGGUUUUCGUCACGCUGCUGCUCAUCUUUUUAGUUGACGAGAUUGAGCAUGUUGUGGCCUUUGGUGUCCCGGAUCAGUUCCUGGGCUUGAUACUACUUCCGCUUGUCGAAAAGGCCGCAGAGCAUUUGACGGCCAUUGACGAGGCUUGGGACGGCGUGAUUAAUGUCGCGCUUUAUCACUGUCUCGGCCCGUCCAUCCAAACCGCUCUGUUCAAUGGGCCUCUAGUGGUCAUUGUCGGCUGGGCCAUUGGCAAGCCCAUGGACCUAAAUUUUGAGAUAUUCAUGAUUGGCCUGCUCGUGCUGUCCAUCUUGGUUGUAGGAAAUUUCUUGAGGGAUGGAGAGUCCAAUUGGCUUGAGGGGGCCCUCCUGGUGAUCGUCUACAUCAUCAUCGCCAUCGCGGCGUGGUACUAUCCUAACCCAGAUGUGGCGACCACGAACGACUUUAAUGGCUUGGAAUAUGUCACGUCCCGAAGACCAUCAUCUCGUUAUUGA